Manacus vitellinus (golden-collared manakin) is the source of this 512-nucleotide messenger RNA. RefSeq names its product interleukin-17F. The transcript is spliced from 3 exons. The record is from RefSeq and is a predicted model, not a curated record. NCBI's taxonomy places the organism in Eukaryota, Metazoa, Chordata, Aves, Passeriformes, Pipridae. Gene Ontology annotation, molecular function: cytokine activity. Gene Ontology annotation, cellular component: extracellular region. Gene Ontology annotation, biological process: inflammatory response. The coding region runs from base 36 to 512 and encodes 158 amino acids.
CCUGUGUAUCCACCCAAAGCAACAGAGAGGUUGCCAUGGCUUUUUCCAGCUACACUGCUGUGUUCAGAUCACUGGUUUUGGUGCUGGUUCUAGCACUCACUGUAAGUUCCAGAAAGGCCAGUGCCUCUGUGAGGCUGAGUGAAGAUUGCCUGAACCAAAAGGAUCUCAAAUUCCCCACAGCAGUGGAAGUCAACAUUCGUAUCAGCAAGUCACAUCAUGCCUUUAGGAUGGUCCAUGAUGUCAGGAACCGAUCUCUCGCUCCUUGGGAUUACAGGCUCGACAAGGAUCCCAACCGCUUCCCCCAGGUGAUUGCUGAUGCCCAGUGCCGCCUCUCUGGCUGUGUGAGCCCCCUGGGGCAGGAGGACCACAGCCUCAACUCCGUCCCCAUCAAGCAGGAGAUCCUGGUCCUGCGGCGGGAGCAGCAGGGCUGCCGGCCCACCUACCGCCUGGAGAAGAAGGUCAUCACCGUGGGCUGCACCUGUGUCACUCCAGUCAUCCACCACCACUCCUAG